Acaulospora colombiana is the source of this 504-nucleotide messenger RNA. The record is from the annotation of a GenBank genome assembly. Lineage: Eukaryota; Fungi; Glomeromycota; Glomeromycetes; Diversisporales; Acaulosporaceae.
AUGAUGUUUGCAUAUAUGAGAGUAGAGGAAGACCUGGUCGGAAUCCUCUCAGGAAUUGUGAACAGGGUAUGUCAAAAUGUCCUUAACUAUUACUACUGUUAUUGUAUCCAAUAUGAUUUAUUAACUUUAUGCUGUGAAGACGAAGAUGAUGACGCUGAUCGAGGAAUGGAAAAAAUAUUGGAUGCAACCUCUUUCCUGAGCUUAUCAGACCCUCUUUGUAAUUUUUGCCAUUUCACAUUCCACACUUCUGAUGAUCUUGAUAAUGCCGCGACAUUUGAGCAUGUCAACGAUCCAAACGUAACCACUACCGAUGUUACGAUUGACUCGGUUACUGGUUGUGAUGACACCACGACCAGUCUUACGAUCGAUUUGAUCGACUAUCCUGUUAUUGAACCUGAAAGCACAACUAAUAACGAUCUCGGUCGAGAACUUUUCCCUGGCGGAUGGGAAGAAUUUGAAAACUAUUAUAAUAAUAUGUCCCUGUAUGGUAACAACUGGAAAUAA